CUUUCUGAGUAUUCAUUUGAUAAGUUUCUUAACUAGGCUAAGAAAAAUGGCAAUUAAGCUUGCACUGGUAGUCACACUUUUUCUAGUCUCAUGCGCUGUUUCAAUGGGAAGAUCCCUCACACUUUUGACAAAAGAACUUGAUCGUUAUAGUUUUCCUCCUGGUUUUAGUUUUGGUGUUGGUUCUUCAGCUUAUCAGUAUGAAGGUGCAGUCGCAGAAGGAGGGAGAACACCUAGCAUUUGGGACAACUUCACACAUGCAUAUCCAGAAAGGACGAAUAUGGAAAAUGGAGAUAUUGCCGUUGAUUUUUAUCAUCGAUAUAAGGAUGACAUCAAGUUGAUCAAGGAAAUGAAUAUGGAUACUUUUAGAUUUUCCAUCUCUUGGUCAAGAAUAUUACCAAGUGGAAAACUAAGCGGUGGGAUAAACAAAGAAGGAAUUCAAUUCUACAAAAAUCUCAUUGAUGAAAUUAUCAAGAACGGCAUAAAACCUUUUGUAACUAUCUACCAUUGGGAUAUCCCCCAAGCUCUAGAUGAUGAGUACGGUGGAUUCUUAAGCCCACGAAUCAUUGAUGAUUUCCGGAACUUUGCAAGAGUGUGCUUCCAGGAAUUCGGUGACAAAGUCGAUAUGUGGAUAACUUUUAAUGAGCCAUAUAUUUUUAGUGUUGCGGGUUAUGACAAGGGUAAUAAAGCAAUGGGACGUUGCUCAAAAUGGGUAAACAGCUUAUGUGUGGCUGGUGAUUCAAGCAUCGAACCUUAUUUAGUCUCUCAUUAUCUUCUUCUAGCUCAUGCUGCAGCUGUUGAAGAGUUUAGAAACUGCGACAAGAUCUCACAAGACGGUAAAAUAGGCAUAGUAUUAUCACCUUUCUGGGUUGAACCUUAUGACGUUGAUUCCAAUGCUGAUAAAGAAGCAGUCAAACGAGCUCUUGAUUACUAUCUUGGUUGGCAUCUUGAUCCUCUAAUCUUUGGAGACUAUCCAGAAACACUUCGAGAAAAUGCUGGAAAUAGAUUGCCUUCUUUCACCAGAAAACAAACUGAAAUGAUAAAAAAUUCGUUUGAUUUUAUUGGAAUAAACUACUACAGUGCUCGAUAUGUCACACGGCAGCUUCACAACGACCCUUCAAGACUGCGUUUCACGACGGAUCAACACGUGGAGUACAAAGUGACAAAUCGUAAUGGCGAUUACAUUUCUUCAGAAUCGGAUGAACUAAAAUUUAUCUAUGUAUUUCCCGAAGGCAUACGAAAGCUUUUAAAUCAUAUAAAAAAUAAAUACAACAAUCCAACCAUCUACAUAACUGAAAACGGAUAUGAUGACUACGAUGUUGGGACUAAGCCACGUGAACAACUAUUAAAGGACAUAAAGAGAAUCGAAUACCACGAGAAACAUCUUCAAGAACUCCACAAAGCUAUCACGUAA
Messenger RNA from Raphanus sativus (radish), 1411 nucleotides. Its product is annotated as beta-glucosidase 32-like. Gene Ontology annotation, molecular function: beta-glucosidase activity. Gene Ontology annotation, biological process: carbohydrate metabolic process. The coding region runs from base 47 to 1411 and encodes 454 amino acids. NCBI's taxonomy places the organism in Eukaryota, Viridiplantae, Streptophyta, Magnoliopsida, Brassicales, Brassicaceae. The record is from RefSeq and is a predicted model, not a curated record. The transcript has 12 exons.